Scomber japonicus (chub mackerel) is the source of this 2769-nucleotide messenger RNA. It is a transcript of the gene cpne3, whose product is annotated as copine III. Lineage: Eukaryota; Metazoa; Chordata; Actinopteri; Scombriformes; Scombridae. Bases 91 to 1707 code for a protein of 538 amino acids. The transcript is spliced from 16 exons. Gene Ontology annotation, biological process: ERBB2 signaling pathway; cellular response to calcium ion. The record is from RefSeq and is a predicted model, not a curated record. Gene Ontology annotation, molecular function: receptor tyrosine kinase binding; calcium-dependent phospholipid binding. Gene Ontology annotation, cellular component: plasma membrane.
CUGGACCCUGUAGUAGCGUCAGUCUCGGUGUAACAUCACCGUGUUACACCCCUAGUAGAGAAGUGCCUUCUAGUCAAUACGACGUCAGCCAUGGCUGCCCAGUGUGUAACCAAGGUGGAGCUGACUGUGUCAUGUGCCAACCUCCUGGAUAAAGACAUUGGCUCCAAGUCGGAUCCUCUGUGUGUCCUGUUAAUGGACACCUCUAACUCCCAGUGGUAUGAGAUCGGGCGCACAGAGAAAGUCCAGAAUUGCCUCAACCCAAACUUCGCCAAAAAGUUUGUCAUUGACUACUACUUUGAGAUGGUGCAGAAACUGAAGUUUGGGAUUUAUGACAUCGACAACAAGACAAUUGACCUGAGUGAUGACGACUUCCUGGGCCAGCUGGAGUGUACUUUGGGCCAGGUUGUGUCCAGUAGAAAACUGACCCGACCGCUCGUCUUGAAGAACAAGUCGCCCGCAGGAAAAGGAACCAUCACAAUCAGUGCUGAAGAAAUAAAAGACAACAGGGUGGUGAAUUUUGAAGCGGAAGCAAGGAAAUUGGAUAACAAGGAUUUCUUUGGGAAGUCCGACCCUUACCUGGAAUUCUACAAGCAGACAGAAACUGGGUGGCAGCUGGCUCACAGGACAGAGGUGGUGAAGAAUAACUUGAAUCCAACAUGGAGACCCUUUCGAAUCCCUCUGCAGUCUCUCUGUGGAGCAGACAUGGACAAACCUAUAAAAGUGGAGUGUUACGACUAUGACAACGACGGCUCUCAUGAUCUUAUUGGAAUCUUUGAGACCACGAUGACACGCCUCCAAGAAGCAUCGAGAACUUCUCCGGCAGAGUUUGAGUGCAUCAACAGUAAAAAGAAACAGAAGAAGAAAGGCUACAAGAACUCUGGCGUUGUGAGCGUGAAGCUGUGCCAGGUGGUGAAGGAGUACACGUUCCUGGAUUAUAUUAUGGGAGGCUGUCAACUCAACUUCACUGUGGCUAUCGACUUCACAGGCUCCAACGGGGACCCCAAGUCUCCUCAGUCUCUGCACUACAUUAGUCCUCAGGGUGUCAACGAGUACCUCUCUGCUAUCUGGUCCGUGGGCAACGUCAUCCAGGACUAUGACAGUGACAAGAUGUUCCCCGCCUUUGGCUUUGGAGCUCAGAUCCCCCCCACAUGGCAGGUCUCCCAUGAAUUUCCUCUCAAUUUCAACCCGUCAAAUCCAUUCUGCGCAGGUGUUGAAGGGGUGGUGGAGGCCUACAGGGUUUGUCUGCCCCAGGUCAAACUCUACGGUCCCACCAACUUCUCCCCCAUCAUCAACCAUGUGGCCUGCUUUGCUAAACAAGCCCUCCAGCAGACCACCGCAUCACAAUACUUUGUUCUGCUCAUCAUCACCGAUGGAGUGAUCACAGACAUGGAUGCGACACGCAACGCCAUUGUCAACGCCUCUCGUCUGCCCAUGUCCAUCAUCAUCGUGGGAGUUGGGGGGGCGGACUUCAGUGCCAUGGAGUUCCUGGAUGGAGACGAUGGGCGUCUGCGCUCUCUGAGUGGCGAGGCUGCCAUGCGGGACAUCGUCCAGUUUGUGCCAUUUAGGCAGUUCCAAAAUGCUCCUAAAGAAGCACUGGCAAAGAGUGUGUUGGCAGAAGUUCCAGGUCAGAUGGUGGACUUUUUGAACACCAUGAAGCUGAGUCCGCCAAACUCCAAUCCUGCACCAAACCCUGCAGAGACCAGCUAAUGCUCUAAAAACCAGACAAGGAAGAAACAGACCUGCAGCAUCUCCUGCACAACCAGAUCUUGACUUCAUCUCAUUACACAAUUACAUAUCUUCUCUCACUACACUUCGUUAGCCAACCCUCAGCUAAAUACCAAUAUGCACUUAGUUGAAGACACCCAAUACGUGCUAUGCAAGAACCAAUCUGUCUCUUUUUAGUGUCAAAACAGGUCUAGCUGUUUUUGGACAGUAACAUCCAUGCAUGCUCAUAUUAGCAGUUGAUCAGUGCUUGUGCAGUUUAGAAAACAAGGAACAAUUAUUUUAAAAAAUCAUUCCAUCAAGUUGUUGGGAACAGCAGUCAAGAUAAAUAGCACAAGCACACAAACUGAAUGCUGCAAACACUUAAUGUUUCCACAGCUCUGACACAAGAGACUUACCAGAAACACUAUACUACAUCAUUAUUAUUCACCAUGCAUCAUAGAUUAGAGAUCUAGCAACAAAUCCAACUUAAUAUCAUCUUCCAAUCAUGACAUCAAAAAGCUGGUGUGACUGGGUACAGCCUAUUGGUUUGUGGACCCCACCCACAUACAGUAUGUUUACAACCUCAAAAGAAAUGGCUGCAGUAGUAUAGUUAUGUGCAUAUAGCCAAAUAGCUUUAUAGUUGCUGUUGUUUUGGCAAAUAGAGUUUGUAUUAUUAUAAAUGUGUAUUAUUGAACACGCUUCCCUUUGCACUCUUCUAUAAUAACCUCACUCAUGUAUUAUAAAAAUGUUAGCCAUUUAAGUCCAUGCCAAUCCUUCCUGUAUGUGAGUUGAAAGUUCAUGUUAAUUAAAAUCUGUAAACCAUGAAGUAUAAAUCUGAAAUAUUUGGGCAGAAUUAGAUUUAGUUUACUGUGGUUUACUAUUGUGCCAGUGACAUCUGUCAGUUUGCCUUUUAUGUUUCAUAGAGUAGUGAAGACACAAUGGUGGAAGUUUCCUGGACAAGUCCCAGACUAAAUGUUACUCAAUGAUACAACCAUUGAGUUAUGAUUUAGUCAAAGUUUAAUCUUUGUCUUUGAAAUUGUCAUGUGUACAUCAGUAUUAAACAUU